ACUGUCCCUUUCUUCUCUUUUCUCAGUUUCUGUCUUUCGCCGAUCGGUUCUAUCUUCUCUCAAUAGCAGAACUAUUUCUCUUGUUUUCGAGUAGCAGGAAAUGGGUUUGUGGACACUGCUGGAGGGAUGUCUGCUUCUUGCCAAUGCAUUGGCCAUACUAAACGAAGACCGCUUUCUUGCUCGUAGAGGGUGGAGCUUCCAGGAAUACUCAGGAAUCAAGAGGAAUUCAUUGAAGGGCCAGAUUCUUGGUCUUAUUUAUGCAACUCAGUACUUGAGAGUUCCACUAAUGCUCCUCAACAUUCUUUGCAUUGCUGUAAAGCUCAUUUCUGGAUAAACAUCCAUCAUGGUAUUUGUAGCCAUAUCUUCUUUUUUCUUCUCGUGUUAUAUACAUGUUGGGCAACGAACUGGAGAAUUUUUUCCCCCAUCAUCUUAACAUACUUGUAGACUUUGUUUGGUUCAGGAAAUUAGGAAGGUCAAGAGAAUGUUGCAAACAAAUAAAAAUUAUCGAGAUGA
Cuscuta campestris is the source of this 513-nucleotide messenger RNA. The record is from the annotation of a GenBank genome assembly. Lineage: Eukaryota; Viridiplantae; Streptophyta; Magnoliopsida; Solanales; Convolvulaceae.